This is a messenger RNA of Schistosoma intercalatum, 3464 nucleotides long. The record is from the annotation of a GenBank genome assembly. Lineage: Eukaryota; Metazoa; Platyhelminthes; Trematoda; Strigeidida; Schistosomatidae.
AUGCAUAAGUUACUUGAAAAACUGAAUAUAUGCAGCUCCUGGUGCAACGUGUCUUACACCUUGGAAGGAAAGUCGCCGCUUGCACGUGUUGGUCAUUCAGCUCAUGCUGUACGCAUGAAAUGUGGGAACACGGGCAACCGACCACUGGUUAUAAUGAUCGGGGGUGCAGAUGCUUCUGGAGUAUUGAAUGAAGCUUACAUUCUGGAUAUAAUAUCAUUUAUGUGGUACUCUGUUGAUUUGGAACAGACAAUUGAUUUUCCAGGUUUGGGAAGGUAUGAACAUAGCAGUGCAAUUUUAAACAACCAGGAAUUAUUAAUAUUUGGUGGUGCAACGAAAACAGGUCCUUUGAGUCAACUACUCCGUCUACAAAUUCAUUGUCUAUCAAUUCCAGAAAAUCCAUCAAUUUAUGAAAAGGACAGAAUCACUGCAAGCUUAACUCAAGAUCGCAUUCAUACUGAUAUUCAACAAUUCAUCUAUCAUCCUCGCACACAACACUCUUCUGUUUCACUAACUGAAUAUAAUCAACUCAUAGUAUUCUCUGGUGGGAAUGUUGGUAGUCAGCCAGUGUCAGAUGAUAAAGUUUAUAUGUAUGAUAGUGAAAUAAAUUCAUGGAACAUUAUACCAGUGGAAGGUUUACCACCUUGUUCACGAUUAGGUCAUUUAAUACUAUAUGAAUUUCCUUAUGAAUUAACAAAUUCAAAUUAUGAACGUAUCCCAAAAGGUAAAAUGUAUAUACACGGUGGAAUGGUCAAUGAAAAACUACUUGAUGAUAUUUAUGUAUUAAAUUUUACUAAUCAAUCUGAUAAUAAUUUACACUUCAAAGGUAUAUGGAACAAACUAUAUCCGACUGAUAAAUUAUCACCACUCACUAUUACUCAUGAUAAUACGGGAAGUGAGUGUGAAUAUUUGGACCCAAAAUGCAUUGAACUUACACAGAUUCCAUCUCCAAGUCCACGUGCUGCUCAUGGCGGAACAAUUUUAACAAAUAAAAUUUAUGAACAGGAUACCAGUAAAAUAUUAAUAUUUGGUGGAUUGUCAUUAAAUGGAGCGUUGAAUGAUAUGUUCUGUUUUGAUACAAGUUAGUGAAAAUGUUAAUGAUCAUAAUUAUACUUAGAACUCAAUCGCAUAAACCGUGUAUAGGAUAAGCUUAUUGAAAAUUUAAAUACAAAUCCAAUGAAUUUUUUGUAUGGGUCUCUUUUAUUCUAAUUAAUACGUUCAAAAGGAAUGAAUUAAUCACAUUUCGUGAGUCUUGUCAUCUAUCAUGGGUUACUGGCAAGCAAACUUUCAGAACGGAUUCUAAAAGCUGGCGACGUUGCUCCACAUACGGCACAGGAGAGAGUAAACUUUGUAGCAAACCCUUUUUGUAUUUUUGUAAGCCUAUAAAAUGAAAAUAUACGACAUGUGUAGAUGACAGUUUUUGAUCACAACUGUCUUUAGUCAAAUAUCUCAUUGUACUAAUGUGGAAUGUAUCAACUCAUACAUAUUUGUAUCAGAUUCUACUUUGACUAUGAGUGUCUUAAUGCACCGAGUGAUGUAUUUCUAAAUGUUCCAUGUUCUGGUUUCGAGCGCUUAGUUUCAUAGGCAAGUCAUCGCCUCAACUAAACCAGUUAUUUCCACAUUUUAUCAAACUAGUUGUCUUCACUUACAUUGAAAUAAUUUCCUUUUUUCUUAACGUCCAACCCUUUUUUUCAAUUAGAUACUAGACAAUGGACUGAAAUUAAAUAUGAGACUUCUGUAUUACCGAGUCCACGUUUGGACUUUGCUUAUUGUACAUUCUCAUUAAUCGUUAAGAAGGAUACAAAAGAAAACUCACCGAUGAAAAUUAUAUUUAAAUCACCAAAAGGUAUUUAUACUUUCUAUGAUAUAUAUAUCACUGAGAUCCGUGUAUAUUUCCUGACAGUGGUAGAAUGAAUUUCAGUCUAUAGGUAUGAUCAAGUUAAUACAAUUACAUGAUUUCUAAGUAGUUACCAAUAUCUACCUAUACAAUUUCACUAAAAUAAGACUUGUGGUGAUUAAAUUUUGUCGUUAGGCUACUUGACAAAUGCAUAUUUGUGUGCUUGACUGCUAGCCGUACUGAAUGUGGGGUAGAGCAAGUGAUACCGUCCGUCUACUCAAACAGGAGUACGAAGCUCAUGUCUAGUGGUUGUAAGUUGAAUGUAUAAAUCAUUAUGUUUAACUUGACUUUAGCAGGCUAAAGUAUUUAGAUUUUGUGGUUGUUAGUAUUGUGUAAUUAAAUUAAUUAAUGGUUGUUUAUGUUAUACUGUAAUGAUUGGUUCUCAAUUUAAUUGUUAUCUAGUUGUAGAAAUUGAAUCACUGUGAAUAGGCUCCUGAAUUUUUAAAGUGUUUUACUUAAAUAAAUCAUCUAAAAGUACUCAGUUUCUUAUUAUUUAGUCUUUUGUGUUGAUCAAAUUCUGUUGGUCAAGUGACUCAACAUCGUUGUGUACACUGUUUCGGAAAAAAGUUAGUAGAAAGCAUUAAACGCACUUAAAUGGCGUCAAGUAUUUUUUGUUUUUGCAACGUCAUAUCUAAAGCCCUGAAAAUAUUUUGGAAUAUAGAUAGAACGGAAUAUGUAACCCCAUUAACUCUUAUAUACAAGUUACUUAGUGCAUAGUUUGGUAAAUGAACGUAAAUAUGUUGUGAUUUGUACUGUUAUGCUUUUAAAUGUAAAUGCACAUGAACAGUCCUACUGAUGAUUAUUGACUGGUUUAACAGCUAAAUUAACUUUCAACCAACAUUCCCUACUUUUUAAUCUCGAUGCAACAAUCCUGCUUCUAAUGGAUACAAUUAGUUAACUUAAUUCUACUUCGAAUGUUCAUAUUUGAAGUAAAAAGGGGAUACAAUAGACUGAUUUCGUUUGUCACCUAUCUAUUAAACUAUGUCUAAUACUGGGCGAUUUUCAACUUACCGUAUAAAUCAUCUUUAUAUAUGACAACCUUUGUGUUUUGAAAUAUUUUUCCUGGUAACAGGAAUUCGAUUUCUUAAAUUGUUGUAUUUUAUUACUGUUAUUUUCUUCAGAUAAUCAAUAUCACGAUGAUAUCGUUAAUACUGAUGAGCAUGAAGAUAACAAUGAUAAAGAUCAAUACUGUCAAGAGUAUUUAUUUAUUCACGGCGGUAUGGAUACUCAUGGUUCUAUGUUUGAUGAUUCUUAUAUUAUUCUACUAAGUGAAUAUCAACUUUCUAAUCCACUAAAUGCUCAAACAAUUAUCCACCGAAGUUCUUCACAUGGAAAAUGUUAAUACUUGUUUGCAGUAAAUAAAAUAUUAAUAUGCAAUACAUUAUAAUCCCCUCAAUGCAUGAAAUUCCAAACGUCUAUAUGUAUUCCUACACAACUUCGGAAUAAUUGAAAUCUUAAAAAUAGCUUUUUUUAAACUUUAGACAAUUGGAUGUUUCUGUUCUAAAUAUGGAACUCAUUUUUUACCGUUCAUCUUUUUUAUUUAAAUAAAAUUAUUGAUUAUUCUACUCUU